AUGACUGGGCAGGGGGGCAGCCAUAGAUGGGCCUGGAAGAGCAUAGGCCCACCCAGGUUGGAGGCGGCUUAUGAGAGGAUUCGCCAUGAGUCCAAAACACUGUAUAAGGAGACCGAGGCCGGGACUCUGCACACCCAAGCUGAGGGGACGCGGCACCUGGGCGAGAGACUACAGGAUAUCCACUUCUGGAAGUCGGAGCUGCAGCGGCACGUCGAAAAGCUGGUGGCUGAGACAGACCUCCUCCUGCAGCAGAAGAGAAGGCUGUUGAAGUCGCUGGAUGCCACCGAGAUCCCGUUCGCCAUUGCCACGGAUAACCUAACCUGUCGGUGUAACAGCGACCACAUAGAAGAGGAGCUGCUGAAGGAGGUGGAGUUGGUCAGGAGCAUCCAGGCUGUGUUGAAGAGAACGCUGAGUCAGGCUGUCAAUCAAAUCAAGUGAAACAGAGAUGCCAAGCAGACUCUGGAGCUGGACUGGUCUGAUAAGUACCAGGCCUACAGUCUGGAUGACCAGUGUGGUCGCUACAACAACAUGAGUACUGACACACAGUACCACUCCAACUCAGACAACCUACAAGACCAGACAUAUUCUACUAUCCUGGAUCAGAUCGGGGCCCAGGAGAGGAACAUUGUGUCUCUUCAGCAGGCUCUGUAUGAUAAAGAGGCCCCUCUGAGAGUGGCUCAGUCCAGGCUGCACCAACGCUCACACAGACCCCACAUGGAGCUCUGUAGGGACACCCCACAAUUCACCCUGGUGGGUGAGGUAGGUCAGAUCUCCCAGACCAUGUCGUCCCUGCAGCAGCAGCUGUCUGCAGCGCGGAGCUCCCUGUCCCACCUGGAGGAGUCCCGCAUGGUGCUGGAGAAGGACAUCGGCUGUAAGACCCACAGCUUGCUCAUCGACAGGGACAAGUGCAUGUCCCACCGCACCCGCUACCCCACCUUCAUAGCCCUGUCUGGGUACUGAAGAGAGAGAGAGACAGGG
Molecule: messenger RNA, 978 nt
Organism: Salmo salar (Atlantic salmon)
Lineage: Eukaryota; Metazoa; Chordata; Actinopteri; Salmoniformes; Salmonidae
Source: RefSeq, a predicted model, not a curated record